AUCACAAAGUUGAUCAAUUGAUUCGUUGUAAAUAACAAAAAAUAGUGAGCUUUAUUAUUCGUAUUAUUUUUAAUUUUGAUCAGUAAGGUGGUUCCUUUGUUGAUUUUUAAAAUGAAGCUUUGCAUAUUUGACAUGUAUUUAUUUUUCGCGACUCUAAUUCGGUCAUCGGUUAAUGUAUUGAUUGUAAUUAUUCAACAAAAAGUGUAAAAUAAAUCUAUUCGCAAACACAAAUUUUGCAGUAUUUUAUUAGAUCAUUGAUGAAAUAAUACUAAAUAAAUUAAUCGGAAGGGAAAAAAAUUGGAGGUUGAGUUGUAACUUUUCCUUCCAAUUCAAACGUCGCCAAGCCCUUCUGUCGUUUGUUAGCGGCUGGCUCACCACGCGUCGCCUCGGCAACAGGAAUUAGGAAAACCUCCGUCGUUUGCUUUUCAGGACACAAUUCUCGGAACGGUGCCGCCAUAGUUCCGUGCCGUUGCCGUGGAGAUGAAGGCGACAUUGUUGAGGUACGCGCGCGUCUUCCCAGGGAGUCAAACAAAAUUUUUUGGGGGCCGGACUGUACCCGCAAGAUGCUUGCAAGCCGGCGCGUCGCCAAAAAGGAAGCUGAUCGCGCUCCCCUUUGUGUUAUUUUAUCUUGCGCAAAUGGCUCCCAAACACUUGCCUGUGUACCUUUUUCAUCAAACCCCCCCCAACCCCCCACCAAACUAAUUAAAGUCUCUUUUACACAGCGAAGCAGUCACAGUUCAGUUGUUGUCAGCUAGCAGACUAGCUAAGACGCUAAUCAUGUUUGAGGUGCAACAAUGAAUACAAGUGAACACCCUUUUUCAGUGCUCAGUGUUCAAUCGGGAUGGACCAAGACCAAAGGUUGGUACGGAACACCCUUGAAUAGCUCACGUGCCCGCACAAACAUGGGGGCACAAAGAUGGGAGAGCAUUUUGGCCACGCCCCCCCAGCGGCUUUUGUGUCUUUGAUGCUUUGUGACAUUUUUCUCUUUUUGGGCAAAAGAGUUUGCAGCCGCAAUCUCGCACUUGACUCUUGGCGGUCUAUGCCGUCUCCCUGGUGUCGUUUCCUUCUGCUGUCGGUUCCCCCCACCCCACCCCCGACACGUAACAUGGAGUCCAGCUGCGAGCCGCCUGACCUUGAGGACGACGAGAGGAGCUGGACCGGGCGGCAAGUCCGGCAGGUGCUCCAGGAGACGCUGGCGGCCCACCGCCGCGAUCUGGAUCGGGUGCGUACCUUCUGGAUGGAGCAGUUUGCCGAGUUCCGGUGGGUCCGGGACGCGGCCGCCAAGGCGGCGCUGAAGGCCAUCGAAGACGAUUGGAGCCGGCGGUGGGCGCGGCGCGAAGACGACAUUUUUCAGGACCUCCAGGCAAUGAGGGAGAGCGUACGGCUGCACGUGGAGGAGCACUGGGACAACAUGGAGUGGCAUCUGGACCGCACCGUGGACGACUGCGAACGAGAACUGCGCUGCGUCAAGGCCGUGAUGGAACAGAAGGUGCAGGAGAAGGAGCUGCAGCUGAGCCAGCAGAAGGAGCUCAACGCCGGAGUGCUGGCCAGCUUGGAGGAGAAGAAGGCGCAGAUGGGCAACGUCAAAGACGUCCUGCUGCUGCUCAAGUCCAGGCUGGAGGAGAAGGAGGAGCAGAAAGAGCAGCUGCAGCAGCUGCUGGUCUCCGUCGGCCGGCAGCUGCGGCAGGAGCGGCAGGAGAGCGCGCGCUGGAGGACCUGCGCCGACGAACUGCGCCAGUGUCUGGAGGCCGAACGCGAGGCCGGCGCCCAGGCCAGGAUGGAGGCCCUCCGCCGACAGCAACGGCUCCUCCAACGCGUCGACAAUGUCAAGAGUCUCGUCAAGGGCUUCGUGGGACAGAAUGCCCGUUUCAUGAGGUCUCUGAAGUGCGCCGACGACACGGCUGACCAAAAUGAGAUGAUGGACCAGGCGGAAAAAGGUCAAGUUGGGGAGAAAGAAAGGAGAGAAGAGAAGGAGCGCCGGGCUAAAGAGAAGAAGGAAAGCAAGGAGCGGGAAAAGCGAGCCAAGAAGGAAAAGAAGGAGCGAGACAAGCGGGAGAAGCAAGCAAGCAAGGAGUGCCAAAGGAAAGAAAAGAAAGAAAAGGAAUGAAAGAGGGAUGGUGAAAUAAACAAAGAGGACACAUUUCGCUCUCUUCUCGAAAGUCCGAAGUGUUUGGCACGACGCUCUAAC
This is a messenger RNA of Hippocampus zosterae (dwarf seahorse), 2188 nucleotides long. Its product is annotated as calponin homology domain-containing protein DDB_G0272472-like. The coding region runs from base 917 to 2107 and encodes 396 amino acids. NCBI's taxonomy places the organism in Eukaryota, Metazoa, Chordata, Actinopteri, Syngnathiformes, Syngnathidae. The record is from RefSeq and is a predicted model, not a curated record. The transcript has 4 exons.